AGGAAAUUCUAGGGCACACACGGCGGGUUUUCGGCGUGCGAGUCUACAGUCGUCGUCGCAUCGUGAGAGCUUCAUUUUGUUCCUUUCUCUCUCCAUAUUCCAUCCACACAGACCCCGGUCCACCACAGUCACAAGAUGCCUCCCAAGAAGACCACCCCCGCGAAGGAGAACGUCUCUCUCGGCCCUCUGGCCGGAGAUGGCAAGCUCGUUUUCGGCGUUGCCCGUAUCUUCGCCUCCUUCAACGACACCUUCGUCCACGUUACCGAUCUGAGUGGUCGCGAAACCAUCACCCGUGUCACCGGUGGUAUGAAGGUCAAGGCUGACCGUGACGAGUCCUCUCCCUACGCUGCCAUGUUGGCUGCUCAGGAUGUUGCUGCUCGUUGCAAGGAGCUUGGCAUCAACGCCCUCCACAUCAAGAUCCGUGCCACUGGUGGUAACGGCACCAAGACCCCCGGACCCGGUGCCCAGUCUGCUCUCCGUGCUCUUGCCCGUUCCGGUAUGCGCAUUGGAAGAAUCGAGGACGUGACCCCCACGCCCUCCGACUCUACCCGCCGCAAGGGUGGUCGCCGUGGUCGUCGUCUGUAAACAUGUGCGCUACACUUCAUCAAGCACCUUCUGUAUCUCUAUUACAGUUGGUCCUUGGUCGGAUUGGAGGGUACAUGCGGGCUGCGCCUGCGAAUGUGGAUGGAAUAAACGCGAAGAACGGCAUUUUCGCCUGGUCUUCUCUUUUCCUUUUCCAAAAGGUCUAUUCUCAGUUUUGGGCAUUCUGUAGCUUGCCUGUAUGACACCAGCUAUAUGAACGAUUAAUGAAGAACUGAACUGAGAGCAAAACAUUUCUCCUCUCGUAGAUUCAUUAACUAAAUGACAAAUUUCUAGCGAAUCAACAC
This is a messenger RNA of Paecilomyces variotii, 887 nucleotides long. Its product is annotated as 40S ribosomal protein S11. The transcript has 4 exons. Gene Ontology annotation, molecular function: small ribosomal subunit rRNA binding; mRNA 5'-UTR binding; structural constituent of ribosome. The coding region runs from base 136 to 585 and encodes 149 amino acids. Gene Ontology annotation, cellular component: cytosolic small ribosomal subunit; ribosome. NCBI's taxonomy places the organism in Eukaryota, Fungi, Ascomycota, Eurotiomycetes, Eurotiales, Thermoascaceae. The record is from RefSeq and is a predicted model, not a curated record. Gene Ontology annotation, biological process: ribosomal small subunit assembly; translation; maturation of SSU-rRNA from tricistronic rRNA transcript (SSU-rRNA, 5.8S rRNA, LSU-rRNA).